This is a messenger RNA of Homarus americanus (American lobster), 2070 nucleotides long. It is a transcript of the gene Arp8, whose product is annotated as actin-related protein 8-like. The transcript is spliced from 11 exons. The coding region runs from base 321 to 2012 and encodes 563 amino acids. Gene Ontology annotation, biological process: regulation of DNA-templated transcription; double-strand break repair. The record is from RefSeq and is a predicted model, not a curated record. Gene Ontology annotation, cellular component: Ino80 complex. NCBI's taxonomy places the organism in Eukaryota, Metazoa, Arthropoda, Malacostraca, Decapoda, Nephropidae.
AACAGCCUCUCUCUAUUAUGAGUCACAACAACAUAACUUAAAUCACUACGGUUAUCAAACGACUGUAUACAUGUUAAUUUAUGUCUAUUCGGUCUAAGAUUAAGAACAAUAAUUAAGCAAGAAUAUAGUAAGACAAACGCACGGGUGUGUAACAGACGGAAGCUCCUGUAUAAUGAGAGGUUGAAGCUGUGUCUGAAUUACCAUACCGGUGUAACAGGAGGAAAAUCGUCCAUCACGUUACUGUAGAAGGAUAUUUACACAUAAAUUAAUAAACCCUUAUAAGAUGAAUUCACAUUUAAUGAACUUCUAAGUGGGGAGAGAUGCCUGAGCCAUUUUCUGAGCACUUGGAAGCUCAGGCAAGCAUCAUACUUCAUCCUGGGUCACGAUAUUUACGUAUUGGUCGUCCCUCGGACUCUGUUCCUCACUCAAUCCUCCAUGCCAUUGCUCGUAAGAGACGAAGUGGCGUGUCGGAGUACAGUGACCCUUUUCUGAUUCCUCAAGCCAAGUUGGAUGCAGAUGCUGUACAAGAGUUGGAAGAGUGUCGACUGAAGGUUAGUCACAUCCUGCAGUCGUCUCUCAUGUCAGAUGGAUCCCGGCGCUUCGCUACACCUCCCCAGCAGAUUGCUGUAUAUAACAAGCGUAUACAACCUGUUGAAGAUGAAGAAGCAGAGCCAUCACCCCCAUGGGUGAAUUGUGACAAGGAAUAUAUUAUUGGUGAUGAGAUUCUUUCGCUGCAUCCCAGUCUGGAAUACAGUAUUCAUUUUCCCAUUGUGCGUGGUGACCUCAACAUCCACACUGGUCUGGGUGGUUCUAUUAGUGCUGUGCUGGCUGACCUAGAGACCAUCUGGGGUCACUCUAUCUCCACAGUUCUGAAUGUCCCACUUAAGGAUCUUAAGUUUUACCGUGCAGUGUUGAUUAUCCCUGACAUAUAUAACCGAGACCACAUAAAGAAGUUGACCAACUUGUUACUGAAUGGCUUGGGCUUUGGUGGCUGCUUUGUUUUACAGGAUCAUGUGGCUGCAACCUUUGGAGCAGGCCUGGGUUAUGCCUGUGUUGUGGAUGUUGGUGACCAGAAGACAUCAGUGUCGUGUGUUGAGGAUGCCAUCUCUCAUCCAGCUACAAGGCUUCGGCUUGACUAUGGAGGGUGUGAUGUCACUCAAGUGUUCUACUGGCUGUUAAAGAAGUGCGGCUUCCCACAUCAAGUGAAUCUCUCGAAGAAACUUGAUGCUAUGCUGCUCAACAAACUCAAACACGAGUUCUGUCAUGUUAAUCUGAAUGAAUGUGGAGCACAAGAGAAGACCUUCAGUGUACACACUCCAGGGGAGAUACCCUCCACAUAUACCAUCCAGAUGGGGGAUGAACUCAUUGUUGCAGCUCUUAGUCUCUUCUACCCUGACCUACUGAAGAUCACAGGUACAAAGGUUACUAUCACACAGAAACCAAACCCAGGUGACCCAGAUGAUCCUUUUGAUGAAAAUUAUCUCAGGGAAACAAGUAGACGAGGUGGCCGAGAAGCAGCAGAAGCAAUGGAGGUUGGAGGAGGUGAGGGAGGCGAUGCAGGAGAGGAAGACAUUGUUGUGGAUGAUCAACCAUUACCCCCAGCACAGGUGGCUCCUUCUACAUCUGUACGCAAUGAUUCAUCAGCAUUUUCUGGGACAGAGAAGCUGUUUUCCCUUGAGCAAGCUAUACUAACCAGUAUAGACAGAUGCCAAAGUGACGAAAUGAAGAGAAAAAUGUACAGCAGUAUUUUGAUUGUUGGAGGAGGAGCAAAAUUUAAGAGUAUUGGGAAAUGGCUACAAAGCAGACUGGCAUUACAGAUUCCUGUUGCAUAUCGUCCAGAACAAAUAGAGAUCAUCACACGUGCCAAGGAUAUGGACCCAUGUAUGACAGCUUGGAAGGGGGCAGCACUGAUGACCUGUCUAGAAGGAAGUAAUGAACUAUGGAUACAGCAGUCAGAGUGGAACAAGCAUGGAGUUAAGAUUUUGAGGGAAAAAUGUCCAUUUAUAUGGUAAAUUACAUGCAUACCAGUCUGUAUAACAUUCUGUAAUAAAAGAUAAACAACAUUCUUGA